UGAGAGUCGCCAUUAUCGAGAGCGGGAGCCGCUCGGUGAGUGAGAGCUGCUAUUACUCAGGACUGGCUCCAGGCGGUGAUUUUAGGCCAAGUCCUCCGUUCACAUUUAAAAACAUCCAGAACGGCUUCCACUGUGGGUGACUCAAGGAGCUUUUACAUGGGUAACUGAACCAAGUGGAUCAGAAGAAUCAUCAAAGAUCUGAUUUUGAAUUAGUCGAUCUGAGAAAGGAUAAUUACACGGAAAAGAAAUGUUUCGACCCAAAGUUACCCUGAAAGACCGGCAGCACCUUUACCGACUCAUUAUUGGCCAGUUGCUGUACGAUGGGUACAUGAACAUUGCAUCAAACCUGAUCAAUGAGAUCAAACCACCCUCAGUUUGCUCUCCCUCCGAGCAACUAUUGCAUCUUGCCAAGCUUGGAAUGGAAAAUGAUGACAACACUGUUCAGUAUGCCAUUGGGCGGUCAGACACUGUGGCUCCCGGUACAGGCAUUGACAUGGAAUUUGAUGCUGAUGUUCAGACUAUGUCCCCAGAGGCCGCUGAGUAUGAGACAUGCUACGUGACAUCACACAAAGGGCCAUGCCGCAUUGCCACCUAUAGCCGAGAUGGACAGCUGAUUGCUACAGGCUCUGCUGAUGCAUCCAUCAAGAUUCUGGAUACUGAGAGAAUGCUAGCAAAGAGUGCCAUGCCCAUUGAGGUGAUGAUGAAUGAGACAGCACAGCAGAACAUGGAAAACCAUCCCGUAAUUCGCACGCUGUACGAUCAUGUAGAUGAGGUCACGUGUCUUGCUUUCCACCCCACAGAACAGAUACUAGCUUCGGGGUCAAAGGACUACACACUGAAACUCUUUGACUAUUCCAAACCUUCUGCAAAAAGGGCAUUCAAGUACCUUCAGGAAGCGGAAAUGCUGCGCUCCAUCUCCUUCCACCCAUCUGGAGAUUACAUUUUAGUGGGAACGCAGCACCCAACUCUACGAUUGUAUGAUGUCAAUACUUUCCAGUGUUUUGUAUCAAGCAAUCCCCGUGAUCAACAUACAGAUGCUGUCUGUGCUGUGAGCUACAACCCCAGCGCCAACAUGUAUGUUACAUGCAGUAAAGAUGGCAACAUCAAGCUGUGGGAUGGUGUAUCGAACCGCUGCAUCACGACCUACGAAAAAGCACACGAUGGUGCGGAGGUGUGCUCCAUUAUGUUUUCAAGAAAUUCAAAGUAUGUUUUGUCAAGUGGGAAGGAUUCUAUUGUGAAACUAUGGGAAAUAUCAACAGGGCGCACAAUGGUUAAAUACACAGGUGCAGGAUUGAGUGGCAGACAGACACAUCGCACCCAGGCUGUCUUCAACCAUACUGAAGAUUAUGUGCUUCUCCCUGAUGAACGAACAAUAAGUCUUUGCUGCUGGGACUCACGUACAGCUGAGCGCAAGAACCUCCUAUCUCUUGGACAUAACAACAUUGUUCGCUGCAUUGUGCACUCUCCUACCAAUCCUGGUUUCAUGACCUGUAGUGAUGACUUCAGGGCCAGGUUCUGGUAUAGAAGAUCCAGCACCGAUUGAAAAAUGCAGCUGAAGCAUGAGAAGGUGGGGGCAUGAAUCCUGGUCACGGUACACUGAGAAGGAGCUGGAAGUAUUGUAGGAACUGAAGUUCUUUCACCUUGCUCUGUACACUCCCUGUUUGUCAUGCUCCAAAUUUUGGCCUGAGGUAAUGGAAUUAUUUCCAAAGUACAGUGUGCCAUAAUACUCUGCUUGUAUGAAGGUCUCCACACAUCCGUAGAUUGUUUACAGCUCAGGUUGCUUUUGUUCACCUUUUAUUCAUGGAUUAUGUAGAUAUAAGCAUUAUGUAACAUGGCAAACUUCAACAUUGAUUUGUGUUUUCAAACAAUAUCCCACAAUUUAAAGUCAAAAAUUACUAUCUCUGCCUUGUACAGUCAUAGGUUCAGUAAAGUCAGUUCAGCCUCAGAAAUCAAUCUCUUGCCUUUAUCAUUGGCUUUAAAAUAGCAGUUAGUGUUGGAAAAGAUCACCAAUUACAAUUUCCAGAAUGCUUUCAUUUCAGAUUUUUGAAAUCACCUCUUUGUUUUGUACUUCUGCUUUCAGAUUUCAUUAAGAUAAUUGUGUAAUUGACUUAAAAAUUAAUGGAUUCUUAUUCCAAAAGGAUUAAUCAAUCAACAUCUCAGCAAAGUGUCUGCCCUGCACGUGUAAGCCAUAACGUGAAAGUUGGCAGAGCAUUCACUCAAGGGUCCUCACAGUAGAGAGAGAUUUUGUUCUCAUCCUAUGUCUGUAUUUCCAGCCAUCCUGAUUGGGAUCAUGUGAUUAGAAAGUAGGAAUCAAGUCUGAAACCUUCAUGUUCUGUGUAAAACUUUACACUGCCUUUAUCCAGGAGGUCAAGGGGGAACCCAAGCAAAAAUAUAUUUUAAUGCUGUGUCAACAUGCUUUUUGAAUGAUCUUAAUUCAUCACUUCUCAUACUACCUGUAGCAGUUCACUAUAUUUCUGUUAAGCUUCAACUGGUUCUCCAGACAUAACUCAGAUUUGGGAGGGCAAAAUUGAAUAGUUGGGCAACUAAGUAUUUGUGACAGCUUGAGUGGACGUAAUAUAAAAUUUCACAUCACAAUUGCAUAUUACUGAAAUCUUAGUUAUACAACUGUAGCUAGCCUAUAAUUUCUUAUUCUAAUAUGUGUUGGUGAGCUAUGUGAUUCCAUGAUGAAAUUUUAACAGUAUUGUAGCAUGAAACUUCUUGAAAAGAUGGCACGUUACAUAGCUGAAACUUGCAUAAUAGUUGUUUGAGAACAUGGAACUCUUAAUUUCUAUCAGUACUUAGUACUUCCAAACUGAUGGACUGUAAGUGUUUGCUGGCUGUCAGGGCCCUACAUGAAAUUAUUUUGGGAGUCUCAGUGCAGGUCCUAAUUGGUGUGGGCCCAGUGCAAUGUUGAUAGUUUCAGUCCAAGGGGUUGGCAAUUGUGACGAUUUGAAAAAUGUCACAGGGGUACAGAAGAUGAAGUUAUAUUGAUUUUCUGAUCUGAGUUGAAUUUAUUCAUUUGUGAUUGGAGUCAGCAUCCCACAAGAAAGAUCAUCAGCCAGGUUUCCCAAUCCUGAUUUCUAUUCAGUGACCAUUACUAGAAAGUUCCAGAUUGUGAGGGCAGGGUACUGCCCAGUGUGAUAUACAUCCCUUCUAAUGUGGUUAAAUACACUUUUUGACAUUUGCUGUGAGAUAUUGUGAGUUUAAUGACAAGGUAUUGGAGACCAAAGUGUAUGGAACUUCACAUUAUGAUAUUGCCUUCACCUAAGCGGAGGAAAAGAUUGGCGAAGGAAAACAGUGUUGUCCAUUAUUGUAUUACACCUUUAACUUGAACAAUAAGUAACUUUAUGGUGAAUGUUGACUGUACACGUGCUUUUUGCUGAUGACCAGUGUUGCUUGUUCAAUCAGUAUUCAUUUGCAAUCUCUGCACCCCAUUUAGCUGUUCUUGUUGACAGCUACAAUCAGUUAGCAGCUGGCAGUCUGAAAAAUAGAUAUCAUUUUCAUAUUAACUAAAGUUUUACGUAAGUAAUAUGCAAGAUCACUAUGAAGCUUAUCCAUUUUUCUUUUUACGGUAACCCAUCAGACAUAUAAAGAAGUCAUUUUGUUGCUAGUUUAAUAGUAAUAAAUAAAACUUGAAACUGA
Messenger RNA from Carcharodon carcharias (great white shark), 3642 nucleotides. It is a transcript of the gene cstf1, whose product is annotated as cleavage stimulation factor, 3' pre-RNA, subunit 1. The record is from RefSeq and is a predicted model, not a curated record. Bases 248 to 1543 code for a protein of 431 amino acids. Gene Ontology annotation, molecular function: RNA binding; protein binding. NCBI's taxonomy places the organism in Eukaryota, Metazoa, Chordata, Chondrichthyes, Lamniformes, Lamnidae. Gene Ontology annotation, cellular component: mRNA cleavage stimulating factor complex. The transcript has 7 exons. Gene Ontology annotation, biological process: mRNA 3'-end processing.